UUUGAACGCGUUCAUAAAAAACAUGGCCAUGGCUGUUGAUGGCGACUGUUGAGUGCUUCUUUGUGAAAUAAUGUAUUUGUUUCUUUGUUUUUUCAACGUGUGAAACCGUAUAUUUGUGCAAAUCAUGCCGUAAAUAAAGACGCUGAUAUUAAUUAGUUGAUAUCCUCCGACUACGCCAUCCAGCAAGAUUCAACAUAACAUGAAUACAAAUUGACCCACCUUUAGCAAUAAGUGUAACCAAUACCAAGACAGGUUUCAUUUUAAGUUGACACAGUCUACAUAAGAGAUCAAGAUGUGGCCGGCAUCGCAGUACUCGUCACAGCAUGUGAACCCGAUCCAGAGUAACCAGGCGAGGGGUAAUGACCAUCAGAACCAGCAGAAUUUGAAGACACUCGGCAUGACAUCCGCUAUUUCUAUGGCUGGCCCAAAGCCGAUAGACAUCGAAAAGACCAACGAGCUGAAAGAGUCCCUCAUCCCCUACGGAGUGUUUGAAUCUGAGGCUGAGCUCCACCAUCGUAUGGAGGUGCUGGGAGCCCUUCACCGCAUCGUGAGGCAGUGGAUCCGGGAACUGUCGGCCAAGAAGAACAUGCCUCCGAGUGUGGCCGACACUGUCGGCGGGAAUGUUUACACCUUUGGCUCUUAUAGGCUCGGGGUGCACCACCGCGGCGCCGACAUCGACGCUCUGUGCGUGGCGCCGCGACACAUCGACAGAAGCGAUUACUUCCAGUCGUUCUAUGAGCUGCUGAAGCAACAGCCUCAGGUGAAAGACCUACGGCCGGUGGAAGAGGCGUUCGUGCCCGUGAUAAAAAUGAACUUUGACGGCAUAGAAAUAGAUUUGCUAUUCGCGCGGCUCGCGCUGAAAGAGAUACCCGGUAAGUCUCAACUAUAUUCCUUCGACCUCCGAGACGACAUGCUCCUCAAGAACCUCGACCAGAAGUGCGUCCGCUCGCUGAACGGAUGCCGAGUGACGGACGAGAUCCUGCGCCUGGUGCCCAACAUAGACAACUUCAGACUGACGUUGAGAGCCAUCAAGCUGUGGGCCAAGCGUCACGGCAUCUACUCCAACACACUAGGCUACCUCGGCGGCGUGUCCUGGGCGAUGCUGGUGGCGCGAACCUGCCAGCUGUACCCGAACGCGUGGCCGGCGACCCUCGUGCACAAGUUCUUCCUCGUGUUCAGCCAGUGGAAGUGGCCGCAGCCGGUGCUGCUGAAGCAGCCCGACGAGGUCAACUUGGGCUUCCCGCACUGGGACCCCCGGGUGAACGUAUCCGACCGCUUCCACCUGAUGCCGAUCAUCACGCCCGCGUACCCGCAGCAGAACUCCACGUUCAACGUGUCCGCGUCCACUAGGAGCGUGAUCAUGGAGGAGUUCCGACUGGGCCUAGCGAUAACCGACGAGAUAAUGCUCGGCAAAUGCGGCUGGGAGCGCCUAUUCGAAGCGCCAAACUUCUUCACCCUGUACAAACACUUCAUAGUGCUGCUAGCUUCAUCAGCUGAUGCGGACAGCCAGCUCCAGUGGUGCGGGCUGGUCGAGAGCAAGAUACGACAUCUUAUUGGCACCCUAGAACGCAACCAGCACAUCACGAUAGCCCACAUCAAUCCCGAGUGCUUCAAUUCAGUCCCGCUCAGCACCAACAACGGACAACCGCUGGCUUUGCCACCUGGCACACCUGUACCUGAAAUACCACCUGGAGAACCAGCAAAGAAUGAAAAUGGAGAAGUCAUAGCAAACCUCUGCUCAAUGUGGUUCAUCGGGCUGGUCUUCGAGAAGAGCAAUGUCAAUGUGGACCUCACCAAUGACAUCAAGUCGUUCACCAAGUCUGUUCACUACCAGGCCGAAAACUGCUCCGUGCUGAGAGAAGGGAUGAGCAUUGAGGCGCGUCACGUGAGACGCAAGCAACUCCACCAGUACCUGUCUCCCUCGCUCCUGAAGAAGGACGGCGCGUCCAAACGCAAGACCGAGCCCGCGCCGCCGCCGCCGCCGCCCGUGAAGAAGACGAAGCGAUUGUCUGAGACUAGCACGGACGACGUAAGCGUCCUAUCCUACAACGAGGACUCAAACUCUUCCAACCUCUACGAGGUAACUUCAAACGGAGCGCCGCAACCCACGGAACAACCUGCCACCACCGAAACCAUCACCAAGCCUGAGAACGUUCCAGAGCACGCAUCGACAUCGACCAUAGCAUGCACGUAGCAGUACGAAGAGUGGCGGAGACGCUUCAUAUUCGGACAUAACAAGUGGCCGCGGGUCAAACGGAACGUGUAAAAAGUAUAAAACAGUGUAGUGUAUAAGUGACAGUGUUGGUACGGACAAAAGAGUAAAGAUAAUCUGUGGUAUGAUUAUAGUGCAAUGUUUUGUGGUGCAGUGCAGAAUUGAUUUUUUGAGUUGGUGAGUAGUUUUGGAUGUUUAAAGGAUUGGAGCGUUGGUGCGGCAGUGUUGUGGCAAGGAUCUUUGAUGGUAUGGAGAGAAGUGGUUGUGAACUCUAUUAGGAUUGAGUUAAAGUGGUGAAUUGAGUAGCAGUUUGGCCUCAGUUGGUUGACUAUGUGCAGUUAAAAAUGUGCUACAACGCAUAGGUUUAGGUGUUACUUUACUUUGCAGCUCCAGACUACAGAUUUCUGGUUACAACACUGUUGCAUUAACAUUCCAGAGACUGAUGGUUAGGUCUUUAUUACAAACUUUCUAAUUUGGUCGUGUAAUGUGUUUCUGUCUCACUUUGGUCAUAUAUAUGUGCCAGUGAAAGGAAAAUAUACAUACACUGACUGUAUUAGGAAGGUGUAAUAAAUGUUUAAGCUUUAUUACGCUAUACUCUGUCAAUGAUUAACACCUUGUUAUAAUGCUGAAAGAUAAGGAAAGAAUAUGAAAAUGGCUAUCUCACUCUAAUUGUAACUCUGUCUUAUGGUCCUACAUACAGGCGCCAUUUAAAUAAUGUUUCUUUGUCUGUCAGCGUUAUAUGACGGACAAAGGCUAUUUCACAGUUUG
This is a messenger RNA of Plutella xylostella (diamondback moth), 2980 nucleotides long. The record is from RefSeq and is a predicted model, not a curated record. Lineage: Eukaryota; Metazoa; Arthropoda; Insecta; Lepidoptera; Plutellidae.